AUGUCCGACGAAGAGACGCUCACGACGGCAUGCUGCGCGCCGCUCACUUCACUCAAUAAACCCAUCGAAGUCAGCGAACUAGGGCACCUGUGGCUAACAGACAAACACUCUAGGCCCAAUGAAUCAAACGCUUUCUUCCAGUGGCCGCUCCCAGGACCCCUCCUAUUCAUCAACGAAAGCAGCGAUGCGCGAGACCACUGCGCCAACGAAAGAACCUUCCUCUCGUACCUCCGCCUAUCCAUAUACAUGGCCAUCGUCUCCGUCGCAAUCACCGUCUCGUUCCACAUCAACCGCACGCCCAGCGAGCUCGAGCGCCAGGUGGCCAAGCCGCUGGGGGCCGUCUUUUGGGUCCUGUCCGUUGUGACGUUGGCUUUGGGGGCGGGGAACUAUAUAAGAACUGUCAAUCUAUAUGGUCGUAGGGCGGCCAUUGUGCAGUCCGGCUGGAAGACACAAAUCGUGUUGGGCAUAAUAGCCACUUCAAUCAUUGGAACGUGCAUCAUACUCCUAGUGAUAGACAAAGUACGCCAAAGAUGAG
This is a messenger RNA of Trichoderma citrinoviride, 535 nucleotides long. RefSeq lists its product as hypothetical. Bases 1 to 534 code for a protein of 177 amino acids. Lineage: Eukaryota; Fungi; Ascomycota; Sordariomycetes; Hypocreales; Hypocreaceae. The transcript has 5 exons. The record is from RefSeq and is a predicted model, not a curated record.